AUGCCUCUCCUCCUGUUGCUGCUUCUGCUGCCGCGCCCCUCACACCCCCAGUUGGUCUGUGAGGUCUCCAAGGUGACCAGCCAGCUGGAAGUGAACUGCGACAACAGAGGGCUGAAGGUGCUGCCUCCAGAUCUGCCCAGAGACAUGGCCAUCCUUCACCUGGGUGAGAACCCCCUGGGCACCUUCUCCACAGCAUCCGUGGCGUCUAUGACCCAGCUUGCAGAGCUGUACCUGCGUCAAAGCCAGCUGACCAAACUGCAGAUGGACGGGGCGCUGCCACGGCUGGAGACCCUGGACGUCUCCCACAAUAAGCUGAAGAGCCUGCCCUUUCUAGGACGGGCACUGCCAGCCCUCACCACCCUGGACGUCUCCUACAACGAGCUGACCGCACUGUCUCCUGGUGCUCUGGACGGCCUGAGCCGGCUCCAUGAGCUCUACCUACGCGGCAACAAGCUCAAGACUCUGCCCCCGGGGCUCCUGAGGCCCGUGGCCCAGCUGAGGAAGCUCAAUCUGGCCGACAACAAGUUAAACGAGCUGCCCCCGGUGCUCCUGGAUGGCUUGGGGGAGCUCGACACCCUCUACCUCCAAGGGAACUGGCUGCGCACCAUCCCAAAGGGCUUCUUCGGGGACCUCCUCCUGCCUUUCGCUUUUCUCCACAACAACCCCUGGGCCUGUGACUGUGAGAUCCUCUAUUUCAGCCGCUGGCUGCAGGACAACUCCAAUAACGUCUACUUAUGGAAGGAGGGUGUGGACGUCAAGGCCAUGACUCCCAACGUGGCGAGUGUGCAAUGCGUCAACCUGCACAACACACCCGUCCACACCUACCCAGGGAAGGGCUGCUCCAUUCUCGGGGAUGGGGUUGACCUAGGCUAUGAUGACUACGACGAAGAGGAGGAAGUGGGAAAAGUACCCGCCACCAGGGCCGUGGUCAGCUUCUCCACCAACACCAGAGCCCACACAACCCACCGGGCCCCCCUCCACUCAGCACCCACUGCUUCUCCAGACCGCCAGAUGCCCCAUCUGUCUUACACCCUCGAGUCCACGAAGAAACAGAGCAGAUUCCCAACCGCCCCAGAGCCCAGCACGUCCAGCACGCCCCAUCCCCCGUCCUCCACCAUGCCCCACUCCACAACAUCCACCAUGACCAUGACCACCCCAGAGCUCAGGCUCCCCACCAGCCUGGAACCCACGACCCCCACCACCCCGGAGCCCACCACGACCCCCACCACAACCCCCACCACCCCGGAGCCCACAACCCCCACCACCCCCGAGCCCACCACGACCCCCCCCGACCCCGAGCCCACCACGACCCCCCCCCCCCCGGAGCCCACCACGACCCCCACCACGACCCCCACCACCCAGGAGCCCACCACAACCCUAAUCAUCUCUGAACUGACCACAUUUGAGAUCCCAGAAUCAACCUCAUUCCCUACUAUUUUGGAAUACCCAACAACCACCUCCUCUGUCUACCUCCCAGAGGCCCACGAGGUGGUUCAAGGGAAUUUGGAGAGCUCCAAAAAUGACCCUUUGCUCAACCCUGACUUCUGCUGUCUCCUCCCCCUGGGCUUCUAUGUUUUGGGUCUCCUCUGGCUUCUGUUUGCCUCUGUGGUCCUUAUCCUGCUGCUGGCUCGGGCCCGGCCCGCGGGGCCACAGGCCCUGGCCACAGCCACGCACACCGCCCAUCUGGAGCUGCAGAGGGGAAAGCAAGUGACCAUGCCCCGGGCCUGGCUGCUUUUCCUUCAAGGCUCACUCCCCACUUUCCGCUCCAGCCUCUUCCUGUGGGUAUGGGCUGAUGGCCACGUGGGGCCCCUGCGGGCAGGACGGUGGCCCUCUGCCCUGAGUCUGGGUCGGGGUCAGGACCUGCUGGGAACAGUGGGCGUUAGGUAUGCUGGCCACAGCCUCUGAGGGGGUUGGUUUGGGGACCUGCAGAGGCCGUGACGGGCUUCCGC
This is a messenger RNA of Neomonachus schauinslandi (Hawaiian monk seal), 1949 nucleotides long. RefSeq names its product glycoprotein Ib platelet subunit alpha (gene GP1BA). The coding region runs from base 1 to 1905 and encodes 634 amino acids. Lineage: Eukaryota; Metazoa; Chordata; Mammalia; Carnivora; Phocidae. The transcript has 2 exons. Gene Ontology annotation, molecular function: protein binding. The record is from RefSeq and is a predicted model, not a curated record.